AUGACUCUGGUUAAUCAAAAUACCAGUCAGAGUGAGACUCUGGAAAAUACCCAUAAUCCUCAAGUUUCUUUUGAAAACUCUUUAGAAAAUGUAGAAGAACAUUAUUAUAGCUCUGACUAUAAUGAUGACGACGAUGAGUACUUUUCCGAUGAAGAUCCACAGUUCCUUGACUCGGACUUUAGCCAUGACAUUUCGGCCAGCAGCUCUGGAUCAUUGACUCAGCAAUAUAAUCGUCAACGUACUCUGCUUCAAACCAAAUCAGUUCCAAGAUUUAACCCCAAAGGUGGUUCAGCAUCUGCCGCUACUGUAGCUUCACAUGAACUUCAACGUGCACGCGACGCUGCCAUUGCCAAAGCCACAAGUGAACUAGCCGAAACUCAUCUCGUUGAGCCCCAAAGCGACAAUGAAGACAAUAAUCAACAAGAUGGUUUGUCUGGUUCUAAAAAUGGAUCCGUAAAUUCAUACCAUCCCACAGCAGAACAACUGGCCCUACUGGCUGCCCGUAUAAAGAUUGCAGGUAGUAACACCGCAAUAACUGGUGCAUCACCCAUUACAGGAUCUGGAGGGUCUGGUGGAGGGUCUUCCGGUGGAUCUUCUGCAAAGGGCUCGGCAAGAGAUGAUCGUGCCAACCGUGCAACCACAGAACAGGUGCUGGAUCCUCGUACACGUAUGAUUCUUUUCAAAAUGAUUAAUCGCGGCGUUGUUUUCGAAAUCAAUGGCUGUAUUUCCACAGGCAAGGAAGCAAAUGUGUACCAUGCCAUGACAGAAGCCAGUGCUCACCGUGCUAUUAAAAUUUACAAAACCUCUAUUCUAGUUUUUAAAGACCGUGAUCGCUACGUCACAGGUGAGUUCCGUUUCAGAAACGGUUACUCGAAACACAACCCACGCAAAAUGGUUAAACUAUGGGCUGAAAAGGAGUUUAGAAACUUGCGCAGAAUCAAAACAAACUCAGAUAUUCCUGUCCCAGAACCUUUGUUUUUACGUCUUCAUGUUUUGGUUAUGGAAUUUCUCGGAACUAAAAAGGGCUGGCCAUCUCCUCGUCUUCGCGACGCCGACGCAACUAUUGCAGCCGAAUGUGAAGAUAAUGAUGAUCUUAUUGAUCAAAAGUUUCAACUUCUUUACUACCAGUUAAUUGCUUACAUGCGCAUUCUUUAUCAGCAAUGUAAACUGGUACAUGCAGAUUUAUCUGAGUACAAUAUUCUCUACCACAAGAAAAAGCUUUGGAUCAUUGACGUAUCCCAAUCUGUCGAACACGAUCACCCCCACUCACUUGAGUUUCUGCGCAUGGAUAUUAAAAAUGUCACUGAUUAUUUCCGGAAAAAGGGCCACUGUCCUGUUCUUUUCAGCGAGCGCCGCCUCUUUCAAUUCAUCACUUCAACUACUCUGAUACACACCUUCUUUUCUGGUGAAGAAGCUGAAAAGCUCCCUCAUCCAGAAUCCAUCGAUAUGAAGCUAGAAACAACACCAUAUCUUGUGUCAGUACUGGAAUCUCUUCCUAAGGAAAACCUUACCGAACAGGAUCUUGCAGAUGAUGCUAUUUUCCGUGAAGUUUACAUUCCACAAAAUUUGGAACAAGUCUACGACAUUGAGCGCGACAUUGAACUCGUCUCAAAGGGUAAAGGAAAAUCACUCAUUUAUGGUGACAUGCUCAAUAAGAAUCUGAAUCUUAAUGCUGAUAAUGAUGAAGCAUCACACAAGCAUGAUGACAUGCAUGCAGUGCAUGAUGAAGAAAAUGAGGGUAAUGCCGAGAAAGAGGAUGAUAAUGAUGAUAAUGAUGAGGAGGGGGAUUCAGAGAAUAACAACGACGACGACGAAGAAGAAGAAGACGAUGAUGAUAAUGAAGACGAAGAUUCUCAAGGUCGAAAGUUUAAGGACCGUGAGGCUAACAAGGAACGCAAAAAGCAGCUUAAGGAAGAAGCUCGCGAAAAGCGUUCAAAAAAGAUUAAAAAGCACAUGAAGCAAAAAAUCAACGAUGCUGCUUCCAAGAAGAAAAAGAAACAACUCAAGGCUGCUGCUGAAAAGGCUCAUUAA
This is a messenger RNA of Magnusiomyces paraingens, 2031 nucleotides long. RefSeq lists its product as uncharacterized. Gene Ontology annotation, molecular function: ATP binding; protein serine/threonine kinase activity. Gene Ontology annotation, cellular component: cytosol; preribosome, small subunit precursor. Gene Ontology annotation, biological process: maturation of SSU-rRNA. The record is from RefSeq and is a predicted model, not a curated record. The transcript has a single exon. Bases 1 to 2031 code for a protein of 676 amino acids. NCBI's taxonomy places the organism in Eukaryota, Fungi, Ascomycota, Dipodascomycetes, Dipodascales, Dipodascaceae.